CCCGCCCUUCAAAUCACUAACAUGGCCGUCACCAGGGAGUGAGUCCAAGUAUUUUGAGGCGAAUAUUAUUGUUUUUUCUUAAACAUUCUUGAUGAUUGACAGUGAAACUGCUGGAGGUUGAUAUUGCAAAUCUAUAACAUCCCUUUGAAUGUAAGAGAAGCCCCACCCUCCCACUGACUUCAGCUCCCUGGACAUCAUCAGCUACAGCACUGACUGCCUCAUCUAAGACUGGCAGUGCCCGAAGGUGCAGCGACUUGGGGCUGGGGGCCACAGUUGCCUUCCUCUGCCAGCAGGACUGGGAUUGGGACAAGCGUUGACCGUGACAUCCAGCUCUGUGCAUCUCAACAGAGUAUGGUGUGAGACCGUGGUUGCCAUGGAACUACAGGAUAAGAAACAGGAGGAGGAGGCGACUCCACUGGGACUGUCCACAGCUCAGGCUCUGUGCACCCUACGGAACCAGCUGUCCAAUUUACUGGGACAACACCAGAAAUUCGGCCAGCGCAGAUUCACCAUACGGGAACUAUGGGCUAAGAGCUUCCUACACCAUGACAACCGGCACUCAUGUUUCCAUUGGCCGGGAGCUGUUCUCACACUUGUGGUGGUGGUUGGACUUUUGUGUUGUCAUGGCAGCCAGCCGAAGGGCAGUCAGGGCAUAGAGCUGGUGAACGCGGGUGCACUUUUCCUCCUGCUGCUGUCAAACCUCUUCCUCAUUGGGCGGCAGCAGAGGCUACGGACGAGUGAGAUGGUGCGGAGGCUCAAAUCCAUCAUCUCGCAGCUAAAUGAUUAUUUGGAGAGAAGUGCAGGACAUCCAGUCAGAUGGGCCCCCUCAUUGUACCCGGAUCUCUACACUCCCACCUCCCCUUCAUGGUCACUGCACUGGACAUACAGAGAUGAGCAACUGGUCAAUCUACCUGUUAGUCUGCUGGUGGAGGGUGAUGUCAUUGCUCUUAGACCAGGCCAGGAAGCCUUUGCAUCUCUCAGAGGAAUCAAGGACGAUGAACACAUUGUGCUAGAACCAGGAGACCUUUUUCCACCCUUCUCCCCUACCCCAUCCCCACGCGGGAAUGAAAGGAGGGGCCCCCACAGUCCUCAACAGUACCGCCUCUUCAGGGUGGUGCGCACACCUAUACUCGACAGUGUCAGGAACAGUCUUGACCUGGCUCUCUCUCGCCCAAUCACAGCUCUUGAUAAUGAACGGUUCACAGUGCAGUCCAUUAUUUCCAAAUUUGCCUGCCCUGCUGUUUUUGUGGCCUUUUUGUCCAUUAACACGAUUCGUUACUUCUGUGACACUCCCGGUCUCACCCCUGGACCCUUCAACUUCCUUCAGUUGCAGAUGAUGGGUGUAUUGCCUAUUUUACCUCUACUAUUUCCUGUCAUGUGGGUUCUGGUUAAUGCGUAUGGAGAGGCACGCGUGUUUGCUGAGUCCAGCCGGAACUCUCCCACUGGCCUGCUUGCUAAGUUCUCUGAGGACACUCUAAGCAGCUACACGGAAGUGGUGUCCUCCCAGGAAAUGCUAUGCUGUGUGUGGAGACACCUGGUCAAUGUGUUGAAAGGACAGUCCCAGACCCUCUGUUAUACCUCCAGUCUGCUGCAUUCAUUGGGCUCAGUCACUGUGCUGUGCUGUGUGGAUAAGCAGGGCAUUCUUUCCUGGCCCAACCCCAGUCCUGAGACCGUACUGUUCUUCAGUGGACGAGUAGAACCUCCUCAUGACAGCCAAGAAGACCUCAGAGAUGACUUGUCAGUAAACUCCCUCUGCCGGACAGAGGGCGACGAGGAACGAGAUGAGCCUCAGGAAGGCGAGGCUCUGCUGUGUUUACCUGCAUUUGAACCCUCACUCCAUAUAGCUGAGCAGGAGCCAAGUGAGACAUCACUUGACACCGCCCGUUCUUCAGACACACAACACCCACGGCGAGGGCCUCAAACCACCCGCGCCAAACACCCGUCUGGCUCCAAUGUCAGCUUCAGCCAUGACACAGAAGGUGGAGUAGAUGACAUUGUGCAGCCAUGCAGUCUAGUUGAUGAUCUGUGUGAAGCAGAAGAUUUUGUGUGUGACUAUCAUCUGGAGAUGUUGAGCCUGUCCCAGGAUCAGCAAAACCCUGUCAGCAUCCAAUUUGAUGACUCUGGCUGGCAGAAUCAUCUGCCCUCUCUGAAGCCUCUCGGCCUGAACAUCCUGCUCAACCUCUGCAAUGCCACAGUCACCCAGCAGCUCUGCAGAUUCUCUGACCACCUUUCCAAUCUGGCACUGCAGGAAUGCCACGGGGCCGUUCUGCCUGUACACGUUCCCUGGGGCCUUUGCGAGCUCUCUCGCCUUAUAGGUUUUACUCCAGGAGCAAGGGAACUGUUUAAGCAUGAAAAUCAUCUGAGUCUGUACCAGCUCCCUUCCGGAGAGAAGGCCAAAGAAUCUGCUCCACGACGCCUCCAUCACUUCACCAAACGCCAGCCGCCCAUCAAUCACCUCAUCAGCCUGUUCGUCAGGGACAGCACUACCAAUAAUGUGCAGAUGCUCUCCCAUGGCUCGGCCGACCUCAUCCUGGAAGCCUGCACCGAUUUCUGGGAUGGGGCAGACAUCUAUCCGCUGUCUGGAUCUGACAGGAAAAAGGUUCUAGAUUUCUACCAACGUGCCUGUCUGGCAGGAUAUUGUUCUGCAUUUGCCUAUAAGCCUAUGCAGGUGGCAUUGUCCAGCCAGCUCAAUGGCAAGUGUGUGGAGUUGGCUCCGGGCCCAACGCUCUUCUCAGGGGUGGAGCUCCCUAACACGAUUCCCAUCAAGCACGGCAGCCGCAGGAACAGCUGGAGCUCUGAUGAGGGUAUUGGAGAAGGUUUGGAUAAGGAGGACUGUGUUCAGGCUCUGAGUGGGCAGAUCUUCAUGGGGAUGGUGUCGUCCCAGUUCCAGGCCCGACUGGACACAGUGCGGCUCAUUGAGAACCUGGUGGUAGCCUGCAUCCGCUUUGUAUACUUCUCCAUGGAGGACGAGCUACGCAGCAAAGUGUUUGCAGAGAAGAUGGGUUUAGAGACAGGCUGGAACUGUCACAUCUCUCUGACCCCAAACGGAGAUAGUCACUGUGAUGGUGCUCCCUCAAGCCCUAGCCAGGCAGGAUCUCUACAUGAUGACCUUCUGCAGGAUUCUCGUGAUGAUGCAGAAGGCCCUCUACUGCCAGAGGAUCAAUCAGAUCUUGCCAGCUUCCAGCCUACUGACAGUGAUGUGCCCAGUUUCCUAGAAGACUGCAACAGAGCCAAACUGCCUCGUGGUAUCCACCAAGUUCGUCCUCAUUUAAAGAACAUAGACAAUGUGCCUCUACUGGUUCCCCUGUUCACAGACUGCACCCCUGAAACAAUGUGUGAAAUGAUGAAGAUCAUGCAGGAGAACAGAGAAGUGACAUGCUGUUUAGGGAGCUCUGCAAAUUUCCGCAACAGCUGCCUGUUCCUGCAGAGUGACAUCAGUAUCUCUCUGGAUCCUCUGUACCCAUCGCGGUGCUCGUGGGAGACUUUUGGGUACGCUGCAGGCUGUGGACUGAAUAGAGACUGUGAUGAACUCUCUCCACUGGGGCUCAGUGCUCACCUCAAUAGUCUCGCCUGCUCGCUGUCCUUCCAUCAGGGGGAGAGUGUCAGCGUGGUCAAACUCAUAGAGCAGGCAAGACACACUACCUAUGGCAUUCGCAAGUGCUUCCUCUUCCUACUGCAGUGUCAACUGACCCUGGUUAUUAUUCAGUUCAUGGCCUGCCUUAUUCAACUGCCCCCUCCCAUGAACAUCUCAGAUAUUCUGUGGCUGUCCUGCUUCUGUUACCCACUGCUAAGUGUGUCCUUCCUGGGUAAACCUCCUGAUAGCUCUGUGAUGACAGUCGCUACUGGAAAGAAUCUCAGCUCCAUACCACGCAAGACUCAGCAGUACUUCCUGGGUUGGUUCCUGUUGAAGUUUGGUCUAACUGUGUUGGCCUACUUAGUCGGCUUUGGGUUUUCUCUACAGGAAGUGUGUAGAGUAGCUAACCUCACAGAAACUGAAAACAACAGCACCAUCACCUGCUCCCAUAUAUUCACUUCUAGCUCCCAGGAUGCCCUUCAGUGGUUUGGUGAAUUGUCCAAUGGGCUGCUUCUGAUUCAGAAGGUCAUGGCAGGUUUCUUGGCUUUGCACACAGUGGUCAUCUCUCUGAGCUAUGUACACCGUUCCCAGUCCUUGUGGAAAAAGAACCCAUUCAGUAACACAUGGUGGUGCCUCACAGUACCUGUGGUAUUGUUGGGGCAGGUAGUGCAAGCGGUGGUAGAUUAUUAUUUAUGGCAGGACAGGAGCACAAAGGUGGUCUUUACACUAGCUCACAUUCCGUUGGAGGUCUGGCUGUUGGUGUCUCUGUCAAUUGUAUUUGUGGUGCUAAUCAACGAAGCAGUAAAACUGAAUGAAAUCAGGGUACGAGUGCGUUACCAGAAGAGGCAAAAGCUUCAGUUUGAGACCAAGCUGGGAAUGAACUCUCCCUUCUGAGCUGCGUCUAUCCAGAGACUGCAUGUCAUGUUCAUUUCCAUGGUGGAGAAGUUGAAUCUAGAAUCAUUUGGAUUCCUCUGAGCUAAGCUCUUCCUGCCACACCUCCGAUGGGUUUAACCCUAUUUCUGCCAAAAAGGCCACUUAGGGCUGCGAUUUCAGUCAGCAAAAUCCUGAAAUCUCUUUGAUUUAUGCUUUACUCAAAGUAAAGAUUUGAUCUUUGUUGUUUGAGGGAUGUUUACCUGCAUGCUGCUUUGGUAAUUUAUUAGAGGGAUUUUUUUUUUUUCUGAGGACAUUCCUUUAUCCUCUUCAAAACUUCAUAACUGUAGUGCAUGAUAUAGCUUUUAUAUGCCAAAACAUACAACGGAGGGCUAAAUUAGCAUGAUUUAUUUUUCCUCUUUUUUUAUUUUAUAAUAACAUUUUAUUAGCAGUCGCGAAAUGGAGAUUUUAUUGAUUUACUUUCCGUUCGGUCAAGUGUAUAAAGUAGACAAGAUAAUUGAUUGCUCACAAAUUGGGCUUUUACUGUAUUUUUUUUGCUGUAUUCAUAUUUUGUUCUGUGUAACAUCCUGCUGAGAGGUUGCAUACUUUUAAUUUACCAUCUACCACAUGAAGAGCUUGUUGGAGCCUGUUUUUAACAGGUUAUAAUGUGAAUGUCACUUACCUCAUACUCAAGAGAAUACAGGGGAAAUAUUUUGUGUGCUUUUAUUUUGUGGUUUUUACCCUUUAAGAGUGUACGAGUACGCUAAUUAGUUUUUUCCCGCAGAAUAUAUAUCAGCCAGAACAACUUGGCUGAGAAUUAUAGCCUCCACUAACAAAUGGAGUCCGUGUGAGACUGUGUGAAUCCUUUAUUUACAGACUGAAUGGUGUCAGAAUUCCUAAUGUCAGUCAUAUUUAUUUUCCUCAUACAAAUCAAUGUCAGAGGCCUAUCAGUAAACCCAAACUCAGCCUGAUAUAAAUUAUUUAUAAAUAGCUGGAAUCUUUUGGACAGUUUUGAUCUUAGUUGUGAUUUCUAUUUUCUUACCUCAAUUAGGUUUUUACUAGAUAUUGAAAACUCUGAGCCCUUAAAGGUAUAGUUCACCCAAAAUAGAUAAUUCUCUCAUCAUUUACUCAUCCUUAUGCCGUUCAAACUCGUAUGACUUUGUUUUUUUUUUAAUAAAAGAUUUAAGGUGUUUUUGUCCAUACAAUGCAAGUCAAUGGGGUUUUAAACUUUAGAGAUGGCAUGAUUUAUAGUGAAAAGGGAGUACGAUUGUGGAUCAUAUAACUUCAGAAGACAUGGAUUAAACCACUGAAGUCUUUUUGCUGCCUCUGUUUUAUUGUUUGUUUUUGUUUUUUUAAGCUUGAAAUUGUUGGACCCCAUUGACUUGUAUUGUAUGGAUGAAAACACCUCAUCUUUGUUUGUGUUCCACAGCAGAAGAAAAAAGUAAAUGAGUUGAAGACUGCAUAAAAUUUAGUAAAUUAUGAGAGAUUUUUGAGUGAACUAAGAAUUAAAACGAAGCAAUAGUAAAAAUAAAUAAACAAAUCCAGCUAAAGAUUGUUCUGACUCUAAUUGUUCUCGCAAUUUACAUUUGCAAGCAGGUGUUUGAGAAUUUUUCUAAUUCUGAAACUGUACGCUGGAUGGGGUCUGGUUUAUUUUAUUGUUUUUUCUUUUUUACAUUUUUGUUGUUUCUCUAUCCAGAAUGUUCAGUGUUUACUGGUAAAGAGGGAUUUUAAACUUUUUAUUCAGUUCUACCUCUAGCUGAUUGCCUAAUAAUUCUACUAAAUGUCAUGAUUUGAAUAGGUUUAACUGUUUUAAUUAAUCCAGUUGGGCUGCAGCUAUGGAAUGUAAGGGGCUCAUUCACCGUGUUACCAGAUGUCCUGAUUCAAGAUCACACUGCAGAUGUAUUUUCUGACAGUGAUCAGCUAAUCUCCAAAUUACCAGCACUUCUUCUUUCACAAUACUAGUGCAAGUACUCUUGGAAGGAACAUAGAGCCUAUUUGCACCUUAACCCCCUUUGACUAUCCAAUAAAAAAAAAAAAAGAGUAAGAAAAUUGCUGCCAAACCCUGAAUGAGUGGCAGAUUUUUAAAACUGAUGUUGGCAGGCAUCUCCUUUUCAUUGUAGUGGGUAUUUUUGAGGAGCCGGCCUUUCCCAUGUAUGAUAUGAGUCACAAUCUAUCCCUUUUUCUACUUUAUGUACCGAAAGAUGUCUUAACCUAUUCUUUCUCUGCCUUUUUGUUCCUGUGUCAUUACAUACUGUAACAGCAUCUAGUUUGUUGAUAUUUAUUUUGAAAAAAUUAUUACGGCACAAGUCUGUACAUCUUAACAGCCUUUUCUAUAAUGCUGUCUACAUCCAGAGAUUGUCAUAGGCACUGAAUGUUCAUCCGUGUAUAUAAUUACAUAUACAUUAUUGCAUUUAAUCUGUUUUCAGUGUUCCCUAUUUAAUUUUUUCACAGUUCUACUUUACUGCUCAUUCAACUUGAAGGCAGUUCUUAUGACGUGUUUAGAGGCUACACUGGCCUAUUAAUAUAGCUGUGGUUACCACUGCUGUGUAAGUAAACUGUUGCACUUGUGUAUAUGGUUGAGUGACAAUAAAGUGAGUUGAUUUGAAACUGCUCUAAUUCAGACAUAUCAAUGCAAUCAAAUGGUAGUCCAUAGAGGGAGUUCUGCUAUUGUUUUUUUAUUAUUAUUAUUUAUUAACUUUUUUAAUUGGUGCUGAAUUAGUGGCAGAACAACAUUUACAAUUAAGAAAAUUGUAAAAUGACAUAUCAACAUAAUAGAGGGAGAACUUUGCUUUUAACUAGCACUGAUCUAUUGCACAAAUUACAAUAAAAGGAACAUGUUAAUGAGGUAUAUGAAGUUGAGAGCAUCGUUUUUGUACAGUGAGCCUUUUUUAUGAUUUUCUCUCUACAUUCAUAUUUCCUGAUGUGUUUGCAUGAUGAAGACCACAGGAACGCAAUGUGUGUACAUGUUUCUUGAAUUGUUUAAUCAUCUAUUGAAUACGUUAACUCAGUCAUGCAUGGAUUAAAAGUGUGCUGAUGCUUUUCUGUCAGUCAAAAAAAGGCUGUAACCACAUCUUUUAAACCAGGCAUGUGAAUCUGGCCUGUUUUUGGCUAUGUUGAAUAUGAACCUGUACUGAUUGACUAAAUAUACAAAUAUUUGCUAUUUAUGGAUGUUCUUAAGAUUUUUAAAUGUUGUACAGUUUGUAUUUUUUUAAGAUGUAUUCAUCAUUGCUUUCCUUCCCCUUGGUUAUUUGUGAACCAAUAAUGUUAUGUUAAUAAACAUGUCCAUUUCAA
Messenger RNA from Xyrauchen texanus (razorback sucker), 7735 nucleotides. RefSeq names its product transmembrane protein 94-like. Lineage: Eukaryota; Metazoa; Chordata; Actinopteri; Cypriniformes; Catostomidae. The record is from RefSeq and is a predicted model, not a curated record. Bases 374 to 4468 code for a protein of 1364 amino acids. The transcript has 32 exons.